Messenger RNA from Tuber aestivum (summer truffle), 1177 nucleotides. The record is from the annotation of a GenBank genome assembly. Lineage: Eukaryota; Fungi; Ascomycota; Pezizomycetes; Pezizales; Tuberaceae.
CGCUCAGAUAAGCCCUAGAUGCCAGCGUUGAGGUUUCGGGUGAGUGAAUGGAGUCCCUGGACAACACUUUUCGUCAUCCCCAUCACCAACACCAUCAUCGCCAUCUAUCCUCAGACCCAUCCCGGACUGCCGGCACCCUCAGCUUCUUAUCUACACCGCUCUGAACUCCGGCACUCCGUUUUGUUUCCUCACUGCCGUCGCAACAGCCGAGCACAAUUAGCCGACCAACCGACCAACCAACCAACCAGCCAACCGCCGACCCAUGGAUCCGAUACCCAACGAUGUGGAUGAGGUUCUCCCGGGUCUAUUCCUCGGAAAGUAAGCCUUGUCACAGACCCCCGCGAGCAAAACAGGCCUCCCCCAGCACACCCAUCAUUGUCCCUAUUCCACUAACGCGGAGCUUCCAGUCUAGUGGCCGCGGAAUCGCUAGCUAUCCUCAAACAGUGUAACAUAACACACGUACUAUCCCUAACCCACUCCCUUCCAAGCGUUCCUGAGGAAGCGGGCAUAAUCCAUCGCCACAUUCCAAUCCUCGACGUCCCGACACAGAACAUCCUCUCCGUCAUCGACAUAUGCCUGGACUUUAUGACCGAGGCCCUGCACGGGGAAGGGAAUAAUAUCCUUGUCCACUGUUACUUGGGCAAGUCCCGGAGCGGGGGUGUUGUCGUUGCCUAUGGUAUUGCCCUCCCGCCCCUUUGUUCCCCAUCGACCCCUCCUGACAAGGUCUGAUUUGGAUUUCUUAGUCAUGAAAAAGCAAAAAAUACCUCUUGCCCCCGCUCAUGCCUUCGUCAAGUCCAAGCGUCCGCUCGUGCACCCGAAUCGCGCCUUCAGGAGCCAAUUGGAGCUCUGGGGAACGUGCGGCUACGACUCUACUAUCCUCGACGAUUACGAGAUCGUCGACUUUGGCUUCGGCGAGGAACUCCCCGUUGUGCAUAAGAAGAAGAGUAGUAAGAGUGGCAGAAGACGCCAUGGUCACGGCAGCAGUCCUGACAAGGCUGGCGCCUUGGGCUCAGCCCUCAUUGCUGGGUUGGGGACGGCGGCGGGGGGGGAGGUGGGGGUUACGGAAGGGUGGGGGAUGGUAUACAUGGACGAUGUUACGAAGGCUUUCUUUGAGAGGUGCCUUGAUGAGGUUGGGAUUGUGAGGAAGAGUGCCAGGGGGUUGUGCUGGGUUGGGUAA